Nothobranchius furzeri (turquoise killifish) is the source of this 807-nucleotide messenger RNA. RefSeq names its product EMG1 N1-specific pseudouridine methyltransferase (gene emg1). Gene Ontology annotation, cellular component: small-subunit processome; nucleolus. NCBI's taxonomy places the organism in Eukaryota, Metazoa, Chordata, Actinopteri, Cyprinodontiformes, Nothobranchiidae. Gene Ontology annotation, biological process: rRNA base methylation. The record is from RefSeq and is a predicted model, not a curated record. Gene Ontology annotation, molecular function: rRNA (pseudouridine) methyltransferase activity; rRNA binding.
UCUGACGUAAUCAUCCUGCGACAACUCUAACAAGAAGCGUUUGCAAUGGCGACUCCAGGCAAAAAGCGUGGUUUUGAACAUUUGGACGAAUAUGAACCUAAAGCAGUCAAGCUAGGAAAGAAUAGUUUUCAUGACCGAAUGACAGAGAAAAGGCUAGUUGUUAUUCUGGAGGGAGCGUCGUUAGAAACAGUAAAGGUAGGAAAGACGUUUGAGUUGUUGAACUGCGACCAGCACAAAAAUAUGAUCCUCAAAAGUGGAAGAGACCCGGGACACAUUAGACCAGACAUUACACAUCAGUGUCUUCUCAUGCUGAUGGACAGUCCGCUGAACAGGGCAGGCCUUUUACAGGUUUACAUCCACACAGAGAAAAACGCACUAAUAGAGAUCAACCCACAGACUCGAAUCCCCAGAACGUUCACUCGUUUUUGUGGGCUCAUGGUUCAGCUGCUGCACAAGCUGAGUGUUAGAGCUGCUGAUGGUUCUGAAAAGCUUUUGAAGCUGAUUAAAAAUCCUGUUUCCGACCACCUGCCCCCUGGCUGCCCCCGCAUUGCCACCUCCUUCUCUGCUGGGGAACCCGUCUGUCCUCGGACCUUGGUACCAGAGGGCCCUGCAGCAUUUGUGAUCGGAGCAUUUGCACAUGGAUCGGUGAAUGUGGACUAUACAGAGAAUAUUGUUUCCAUAAGUAAUUACCCCCUUUCUGCAGCACUGACCUGUGCCAAAAUAUGCUCUGCUUUUGAAGAAGUUUGGGGUGUCAUGUAACAAACAAAUCAUAAUAAACAACUGAUGUCUACAGGACAGAGAACUGUC